Molecule: messenger RNA, 1742 nt
Organism: Scatophagus argus
Lineage: Eukaryota; Metazoa; Chordata; Actinopteri; Scatophagidae
Product: LIM/homeobox protein Lhx8
Exons: 9
Coding region: 146-1237 (363 amino acids)
Biological process (GO): regulation of transcription by RNA polymerase II; neuron differentiation; forebrain neuron development
Cellular component (GO): nucleus
Molecular function (GO): DNA-binding transcription factor activity, RNA polymerase II-specific; RNA polymerase II transcription regulatory region sequence-specific DNA binding
Source: RefSeq, a predicted model, not a curated record
CCAAAGGGAGGCGCGGCCAAAGAGGACAGGGAAAUAUGAAUUAUGAUCCACCCUCUGCAAACAACUCAGGGCAGACUGACCGAGGAAUCCUGGGGGAGCGCGAGAGAAUAACGGCACUUUUACUUUGAAACCCCGGGACACAAACAUGCGCUGGAAAAGUGAAAUAAAAGCAGACUGCUGCACCGUUAGCGAGGGCGAUAACGGAUCUCUGUUGUCCAACGAUGAGCUUCUCGUCAUGUGUGAAGACUGCAAAGGAGACGAAGAGCUGUUGGGCAAAUGCACUGAGGACAGGAGAGACAUAAUGGGCGCGCCGGUGGAAGUUUUGGAUGAAGAGGCGUCGGCACUGCAGGCGAUGGCUUCCGCACCUCUGUUAGGAAGAGCCGUGUGUGCGAGCUGCAACGAGGAAAUUGUGGACAAAUAUUUAUUAAAGGUUAACGACUUGUGCUGGCAUGUGCGCUGUCUCUCCUGCAGCGUGUGCCAGACUUCGCUUGGCAGCCACACGAGCUGUUACAUCAAAGACAAAGAGGUUUUCUGUAAACUGGAUUACUUUCGAUACGGCACCUGGUGCGCCUGCUGCGGCCGCAACAUCCACUCCACAGACUGGGUCCGCCGAGCGAAGGGAAACGUGUACCACCUGGCCUGCUUCGCCUGCUUCUCCUGUAAGAGGCAGCUGUCCACCGGGGAGGAGUUCGCUCUGGUGGAGGAGAAGGUGCUCUGCCGGGUCCACUACGACUGCAUGCUGGACAACCUGAAGCGGGCCGUAGAGAAAGGGAACAGUGUUAACAUGGAGGGGGCCGUGCCCACCGAACAGGAGCUUAACCAGCCUAAACCCUCCAAGAGAGCCCGGACCAGCUUCACUGCCGACCAGCUGCAGGUGAUGCAGGCCCAGUUUGCUCAGGACAACAACCCCGAUGCUCAAACGUUGCAGAAACUUGCGGAGCAGACGGGCCUCAGUCGAAGAGUCAUACAGGUGUGGUUCCAGAACUGCCGAGCACGCCACAAGAAGCACGUUAGCCCCAACCACACCUCCAGCACCCCCAUGACCUCACUGCAGCCCAGCCGCCUGUCCCAGCCCACCCCGACCCCCGAGGAGCUGCAGUACACAACCUACGGGGGCCCAGAGGGAUCAAUGCUCUCUGCACUGCACUCCUUCAUAGACAUACAUUCUCCUCCAUCCAUGUUUCAACCGCUGCUGCCUGCCCACGCCAUGACCUCUCUGCCCGUGUCUCACGCCUGAGCUGCUCUCUCUCUCUCUCUCUCACUCAUACACACACGCACACACACACAGCUGCCUCAGACUUCACUAGCGAUGGUUCGUUGCGAGCAGCCGCAGUAUUCACAUCUCCAUGGUAAAUAUAAUUUCAUUUUAAGUGAACAAUAAAACCUUUCCUUUCCUUUAUGUCGACAUCCUUUGAAAACACUUGAGUCACUGUUGAGUAUAUUAUGGAUGACCGUGAUUUACAGUCCUAAGUGUACUGUAGAAUGUGGAAAAGGAAAGGUUUCAGUGUACCUCAUAGAAUUGUUACAUAUGACAUUAUAGAUUUCUAUUUGUUUGUGUAGUUGGUGAUACAGUUUGAGCAUGCUUCUCUUAAGUGAAAGCCACCAGACGCAAAAUGUCAACUCAUUAUGAAGGCGAACUUGAAAUUGUUUGUGUUUGAAUAUUGCAAUUUAAUUUAUUUAUUGUGUGUGAAGUCUGUUUUCAAAAUAAAUGUUUACUUUCACAAACCUGUGAGAUGAAUGAA